AUGAACAAAUUUUUAUCAAUUAUUUGUCUCGCUCUUUUUAUCUCGGCUACAUUAGCCAAACAAAAGUCAGCAACUGAACAAGCUACUGCUGCCGCUGAACAGGCUGCUGCUGCCGCUGCUGCUGCAGCUACUGAUUUAAAAGAUAAAGUUGUUGAAAAAGUAAAAGAUGUAUAUGAUGCUACUCAACCAAAAGUUGCUGAAGGUGCCGAAUAUUUAAAAGAUAAAGCUAAUGAAGCUUACAAAGCUGGAAGCAAACUUGCUGAUGAAUAUGGUGAUGUUGCUAAAGAAAAAUUAGCUAAAGUUGCUGAAGAUGUCAAAGCUUCAGCUCAAAACUUUGCUAAUGAUGCAGCUAAAACCGGACAAGAAUAUGCUCAAGAAGGUAUGAAACAAGGUCAAAAAUUAGGUGAACAAGCUUUUGAAGUUGGAAAAGAUAAAGCUAAUGAUGCACUUAAUUCUGCUAAAAAAUCAGGUGCCGAAGCAUAUGAAGCUGCACUUGAAUUAGGCGCUGAUGGUGUAAAGAAAGCUAAACAAUUACCUGAACAAACUCUUGAAUUAACUCGAGAUAAAGCUAAUGAAGCUUUGAAAGCUGGUCGUCAUGCUGGUGAAAAUGCAUUUGAAUCAACAAAAGAAUAUGCACAUGAAACAAAAAAACAAGCAUCAAAGAAAGCUAAAGAAACAGCUGAAGAAACAAGCGAAAAAGCACAAAAAGCAAAGAGAAAUGCUGAUCUUUAA
Adineta steineri is the source of this 732-nucleotide messenger RNA. Lineage: Eukaryota; Metazoa; Rotifera; Eurotatoria; Adinetida; Adinetidae. The record is from the annotation of a GenBank genome assembly.